Messenger RNA from Volvox carteri f. nagariensis, 657 nucleotides. RefSeq lists its product as uncharacterized. The record is from RefSeq and is a predicted model, not a curated record. Lineage: Eukaryota; Viridiplantae; Chlorophyta; Chlorophyceae; Chlamydomonadales; Volvocaceae. Gene Ontology annotation, biological process: peptidyl-lysine monomethylation. The transcript has 2 exons. Gene Ontology annotation, molecular function: protein-lysine N-methyltransferase activity. The coding region runs from base 1 to 657 and encodes 218 amino acids.
AUGACAACAGACCACGCACGUCAACUGCUUCAGCCCCUGGAAUCAAAGCGCUUCGGCCUUUCCUUUUGGCGCAAAGAGCUCCCCGGUGCUGUUCAGCUAGCCCUACUGCUAGCCGUAGAGCGGCAGCGCGGCGACCGGUCCUUCUGGGCACCAUACAUUCGCAGCCUUCCUGCCGCUGUGCCAUGCGCCUGGGCCCUCAGUGACCAAGACCUCAGGCUGGCGCUAGCGGCGGUGGGCCCAGGAGCUGAAGGCUGGGAGCAAGCCGUUUCCGUGGCGCGACGCGGUGUGUAUCAACGCGCGGAACAUGUUGUACAGCGAUACGGCAAGCACCUUCCCGUUGAGCUAUCCGUGGAUGACGUCACGUGGGCUCUGGGCCAGGUGUUCUCUCGGUCCUUUGGUCGUGACCCUGACAUCGCCUUGGCGCCGUACAUUGACCUCUGCAACCACCGGCAGGGCGCACCGCGCGCGGAUGGCUUCGUGGACGAGCUCGACGGCCUCUCGUACGCGUUCGUGAAGAGCAGCAGCUUCGGCGAGCCACGGGCUCUGGGCGCGGGAGAUGAGGUGUAUGUGUCGUACGUGGAGGCGGGAUGCGACCCGCUGGCCGCCUUUCUCAAUUUGGGUUUUGUGCCCCCGGAGAUGCUUUCUCUCCACAGAUGA